Pistacia vera is the source of this 1836-nucleotide messenger RNA. RefSeq names its product protein CfxQ homolog. The transcript is spliced from 7 exons. Bases 285 to 1748 code for a protein of 487 amino acids. NCBI's taxonomy places the organism in Eukaryota, Viridiplantae, Streptophyta, Magnoliopsida, Sapindales, Anacardiaceae. Gene Ontology annotation, molecular function: ATP binding; ATP hydrolysis activity; protein binding. The record is from RefSeq and is a predicted model, not a curated record.
UCGACAUAUGACAAACACAUUAGUCAAGUCAAUAAAGAAAAACAGACAUUAGAUACAAAUAUUAUUGGUGAGAGUGAGAAGAAAUAUCACCUGAAAGCUAAGGAAACUUCAUUGAAGAUUCGUUAAUAUUCCGUGCUGACGUUUAACAUGUUAUGCAAUAAAAUUAAGCAAAAUAAAUGAGCAUAUAGAUGCUUAUAGAAAGGGGACGAAACUUCAUUUCAUUCUGUGAACAUUCCAAAUCUCUCUUUGUUUUAUUUUGUUCUCUUUAAUCUCCUUAAUUAAUCAUGAAGAGACGACAUUCAGACAUGGAGAAUGGUCAGGAUAAGCAAUCAUCAGGAUCUGAGAAACGUACAACCAUUCAUGACUGUGCUCAGUCGGGGGACAUUGAUGGGUUUGAGAAGCUACUUCAGGAUAAUCCAUCUCUUCUCAAUGAAAGAAAUGCAAUUAUAUUGCAGACACCCCUUCAUCUUUCUGCUAGUAACAACAAGACAGAGAUAGUGAAAUUUCUGCUUGAAUGGAAAGGAUAUGAUAAAGUUGACUUGGAAGCGAAAAAUAUGUAUGGAGAAACUCCAUUGCAUGUAGCAGCCGAGAAUGGGUGCAAUGAAGCUGCACGAUUACUCCUUGAUCAUGGUGCUGUUGUUGAAGCCAAAACUAAGUAUGGAAUGACACCACUAAUGCUUUCUGUUUGUCACUCAAUUCGAGCUGAAGACUGUUCAAUUGUGGAGACAUUGCUCAAGAAUAAUGCUGAUUGUGAUGCUAGAGAUGAUGAGGGCAUGACUCCUGUAGAUCAUCUUUCAAAAAUCCAAGAAAAUGUGAAGUUGCGUGAUUUAUUACUCUCUCAUCAACAAGAACGACAAGAUAAAAAGUUACUUGAAGCAUGCAGGAAGCAAAAAGAAAAGAUAAAUGCCCUCGAAAAAGAGCUAUCGAAUAUUGUGGGUCUGCAUGAACUCAAGAUGCAACUUCGGAAAUGGGCAAAGGGCCUUCUUUUGAAUGAGAGACGCAAGGCCGUUGGACUUGAAAUCGGCACUGCUGGAAAACUUCCUCACAUGGCAUUUCUAGGAAAUCCUGGAACUGGUAAGACUAUGGUGGCUCGAAUCCUUGGAAGACUACUCUAUGGUGUGGGAAUUUUGCAAACUGACAAUGUAAAAGAAGUUCAACGGACAGAUUUAGUUGGUGAACAUGUUGGUGAUACUGGGUAUAAGACUAGGAAGAUGAUCAAAAAGGCCGAGGGAGGUAUUCUUUUUGUGGAUGAAGCAUAUCGACUAAUGCCGAAGGACACAUGUCCUAGUGACUUUGGGUUAGAAGCCUUAGAAGAGAUCAUGUCUUGCAUGGACAAUGGAAAAGUUUUAGUCAUAUUUGCUGGGUACAAUGAAGCAAUGCAACGUAUAAUAUCUUCUAAUGAAGGUUUCAGCAGAAGGGUUACUAACAUUUUUAAAUUUGAAGAUCUGAGUUGUGAAGAAUUAGCUAAUGUUCUCCAUAUCAAGAUGAAAAAUCAAGCGGAAGAUAGCUUGUUACAUGGCUUUAAAUUACAUUUUUCUUGUACUGUAGAUGUCAUUGCAGAGCUAAUAGAGAGAGUAACAACAGAAAAGCAGCGUAUGCAAAUGAAUGGAGGUUUAGUGGAUAUAAUGUUAAAUAAUGCUAAGGGGAAUCUGGAUCUUAGGCUUAGUGAUGAUUGUGCAGACAGGGAUGAAUUGCUUACGAUCAAAUUAGAGGAUUUUGAAGCAGCUUUGAGAUUUUUACCCCAAUAGAUGUUUCAAUGUUGCUCUGCUUUAGUGUGUUUUUAGCUUGUGUAUCAGUCGAACUUUCAAUUUGUAUAUGCCAUAUAUUUAUUACUCU